AUGGAGAGAUGCUCCAUCUCUCCUGUUGCACGACUGCUUGCCCUCCGCUGGCUUCUCUCUCUCCUUCUCCUCUCCCUCCUGCUCCCGCCCUCCACCUGUAACCGUGACGACAGGGAGGCGGAGGAGCAGCUGUCCGUCACCGCCCAGGCCACGCCCACCCCGCUCUGGGCAGUGGUCUGGGGCCCCACGCAGCCCCUGGAGGAUGAGACCUAUCACUUUAUCUCCAGCCAGGAGACGGAGCCGCUGUCCCACCCAGGGCGGCACCUCGUGGGGGGCAGCACCACGGCGCAGGACUGGCCCCGCGGCUCCCCCGGAAGCGCGCUCCCGCCGGGCGACACUCUGCUGCUGCCCAAGCCCAAAGAGGACGACGAGGGGACAGAGGCGGAGGAGACAGAGCCGGAGGAAGUGGACCCCCAGUUCUACGUUACUGUGACGAUCUCCUCACUGCUCAUCCUGACAGCGGUCGUCAUAACAGCGAAACUAUGUUACGACCGCAGCUGUUCCCAUCACCCGCCCCCGCUGUCCCGUGGCGUGGCCCCCCCCCUCUCGCUCGCCCUCCCUCGCUCCCUCGCUUCGGAGGAGAGUCGGCAGACGCUUCACAGCACCUCGUCCUCCUUCGCGGACAGAGAGAGGUAA
Boleophthalmus pectinirostris (great blue-spotted mudskipper) is the source of this 636-nucleotide messenger RNA. RefSeq names its product PILR alpha associated neural protein (gene pianp). The transcript has 4 exons. Gene Ontology annotation, cellular component: membrane. NCBI's taxonomy places the organism in Eukaryota, Metazoa, Chordata, Actinopteri, Gobiiformes, Gobiidae. The coding region runs from base 1 to 636 and encodes 211 amino acids. The record is from RefSeq and is a predicted model, not a curated record. Gene Ontology annotation, biological process: regulation of immune response.